UGUCAUCUGGCCAAAUUUUCCACAGUUGAAGGCGAUUAAGAAAGCUCGCGAAGCAAGUUAGUGCCUUUUUGCUCGCUCGCAGUCGCACUGAGCAAAAUCUCAGCUCUCACACUCCAAUGUCGUCUUCCUCCUUAGCCGCAGCCCCAACACACGAAGUGUUCAUCAGCGUCCAAAACGACGAUCCAUCGAAGUACAUCGCAGACAUGAUCGACAGAUCUCUGACGCUUCGAGGCGUCCCAACGUUCAAGGACGAGAGGCGUCUGAGAGAGAAGCAGAAAGGCACGAACCUUGGGAGAGAUCUGAAGGAAGCGAUAGCGAUGUCCAAGAUUUCAAUCGUGAUGCUAUCGGAAAACUACGUUUAUUCGAGCUGGUGUUUAGAGGAGCUUGUGGUGAUUCUGCAGAAUCGGCAGAAAUGGGGAUUGAUUGUGUUGCCGAUCUUCUACGAGAUGGAUCCGUCUGACAUAAGGAAGCAGAGAGGCGAUGCCUUUAAGAUUGUGAACGCUCAGAGGAAAGGAGGAGUAUGGGAGAAAAGAUGGAAAUCUGCUCUCAAAGAAGCUGCUAAUUUGUGUGGCUGGGAUCAUCGGGGAAGCAAUAGGAUUGAAUCACUUCUGGUGGGUAAACUAGUUGAAGACAUUGUGAACAAAAGAAUACCCACAAACCUCAGCAUUUCCAUCUAUCCUCUGAGAUAUGACACAAUACAUCAAUACCUGAACAUGUUCCUGCAAGUGGGCAUGCAUGAUGUACUUGUGGUAGGCAUAUGUGGUGAAAGUGGGAUGGGAAAGACAGUAAUUGCAAGAGCAAUUUAUGACCAAAUCUCAUUCACAUUUGAAGGAAGCAGUUUCCUUGAAAAUGUUGGCCAGAAAACAAGAAUGCCUGAUGGUUUAGUUCAGUUGCAGGAGAAGCUUCUGUCUGACACUCUUUCUACAGAAAGUAAAGUGGGAAAUGUGAGCAGAGGAAUGGAUAUGAUCGAGAAGAAACUGUGCUCAAGGAGGGUUUUGAUUGUUGUGGAUGGUGUGGAUGAUCUCGAGCAACUAUAUGCAUUGGUUUGGAAUAGGAGUUGGUUUGGUUUGGGAAGUAAAAUCAUCAUAACAACAAGAACCAGAGAUCUGUGGUUGCUAAAUAAACUUGGCGUAGAUCAAGUGUACUUGGCUCAAGGUCUUCCCUUACCCUCCAAUAUACAGACCAUCUGGAAUCAAUUUCAACUUAGUAAUCAUAUGAUUGCUGGACUCAAGCACUACAUACUGCUACUUCAGCAAACGACAAUUGAAAGAGAGAGGAAUCUGCGGCAAUAUCGGCUGAAACUACGCCAAAAGAAUGCCAUCCAGGAACAAGUUAUAGCCAACUUAAAACAAACUCAAGGAAUUGGCUUGAUUAAAGACAAAUGAAUAACCUGAAGGCUGUUACCGUACAAACUUGGCCGGUUAGACGUGAACUGCGGGGGAAAAAAUGAGAGAAUUAUACAGAAGUCUCACAAAACAGGCUUAAAUUGUCCAUGAACCCUGUAAUAUUUAAAUCUCUUGUGAGGGACCCCAAAGCAAUUCUCCCCAAAAAAAUUCCGAUUGUAUUAUUAGUCAAAGUUUAGGGUUGUAUAUGUAAAAAAUCCUUUUUUUUUUAAUUUGUCUUAUGGUUGUUGUAUAUUUUUGUGGUUGAAAUUUGUUGUAUGUUCCAUUAGGCCCCUUUAUAUUAUGAACACAAAUAUUUUGAAUUUUCUACUUUGCAAAGUUAUCUGAAGCAUGUAUAGAAAGUAAAUUUUCAUGUA
Messenger RNA from Prosopis cineraria, 1759 nucleotides. RefSeq names its product disease resistance protein RPV1-like. Gene Ontology annotation, molecular function: ADP binding. The transcript has 5 exons. The coding region runs from base 117 to 1385 and encodes 422 amino acids. The record is from RefSeq and is a predicted model, not a curated record. Gene Ontology annotation, biological process: defense response; signal transduction. Lineage: Eukaryota; Viridiplantae; Streptophyta; Magnoliopsida; Fabales; Fabaceae.